AGAGCAGCUACGGAAGCCGUCGCGUUUGCGCAACCGGGCAGCCAGUGAGCUUCCUGAAAAUGGCCAGCUGGGGAAAGUUCACCGCCGUCUUUAGGAAUGUGGUCAGGAGCUCUCGGGUUCUAAAGACUUCUACAACAUUCCGUGCAAUUGGUUCCGGUGUUUUGGGCUCUGUCGUUGGAACCGGGGGUCUCUGCUAUUACUUGUAUCACCACGCUAACGUCAGGAAUUUACCCUUCGCUGUUCUUGCAGAGGAAGAAAAAGAACCUGCAGCUCCUCAGCUGUCUGCCAGAAAGGUCCGUUUUACCCAGUUUGCCUCAGUGAUGUAUGAUAUGGAGCCCUACAUGACCCCGAGGGACUUCCUGUUCUCCGUCAUGCUGGAACAAGUAGAUCGAAAGCUCAAAAAGAGAAUCUUAACAACUCAGGACGUCAACAAGAUGUUGGCGACUGCCUCUAAAGCUCGUCCCGGCAGCGAUCUGUUCAGAAAGCUAGGAGACAACGGUUUAAUAUCCUACACAGAGUAUCUCUUCCUGCUGACCAUCCUGACCAAGCCACGGACCGGGUUUGACAUAGCUUUCCAAAUGCUGGAUGUGGACGGCAAUGAGCAAGUGGACAAAAAAGAGUUUCUUACGCUCAAGAAGAUCAUCGGCAAGAGUAAACUGAAACCUCCGAAGGACGUGGCAGAGAAAUCGGCAGAGGAAGGGGCGGCGGUAAACACGUCACUUCAGGCGUACUUCUUUGGAAAGAGAGGAGACAACAAGCUGAAGUACCAGGAGUUCCGCAGAUUCAUGGAGGACCUGCAAGCUGAGGUCCAGGAAAUGGAGUUCCUGCAGUUCUCCAGAGGCAUGGACACCAUGAGAAGGGAAGACUUCGCCGAGUGGCUGCUGCACUACACCAACGAAGAAGACAACGAAAUCUACUGGGAGAACAUGAGGAAGAAGAUCCCUGCUGGUCAGAGCAUCACAUUCGAGGAGUUCAAAGCCUUCUGCCUGUUCACCAACAACCUGGAGGACUUCGCCUUCUCAAUGAAGAUGGUCACCGAGGCCAACCGUCCUGUGGGGAUCGCCCAGUUUAAGCGAGCCGUGAAGAUCGCCACGGGCCACGAGCUGUCGGAGAACGUUCUGGACACGGUGUUCAAACUCUUCGACUUGGACGGAGACGACUGCCUGAGUCACAAGGAGUUCAUGGGAGUAAUGACGGACAGAGUGCUGCGGGGCCUGAAGGUGCAGCAACAGACUGGCAUCUCUGGCUACUGGAAGUGUGUGAAGAGAGAGACCCUGAAAGGGGCCAAGGAGGCCCUGGGAGACAUCAGCUGCCCCAUCUGACAUGUUCACACGUCCACCACUGCAUAUAGUUAUGUUUUAUAUUGUUAAACAAAUGGUGUGAGUGAGAUUCUACAUCUAUGCACAUAAAAAUAUAGGAUAAUACCACUGCCUUAUCUGAAAUCUAUGGAGCUCAUUUCUGUCAUGAAAGAGAAAAAUCAAAGCCCAAGAAUAAAAGAAAAUGACAGGAAGUCAUAGUUUUGACUUUCAAAUUCAUAAUUAUGAGAUAUAUAAACAAUUCUGAGAUAUAAAUUCAGAAUUAUGAGAUACUGGAGCAAGCCUCCUUAGAGAAACAGCAUGACUAUCGAUCUUAUAAUUUGAGCUUUGACUAAUAAUGAAGUUGAAAGUCAAAAUUCUGACUUCUCUUGACUUCCUGUUGGGCUUUUUUAUUUCUUUCAUGGCAGGAAUGAGCUUCUGUAGAAAAACGCAUUCACACUCCAGCUAAAGUGUGGGGCUUUGUCAUUUACAAGCAUUUCACAUAGGAACUAGCUGAUCAUUUUUGCAUUCAGGAUAUAUAUAUAUAUGUUUGUACUUAAUCAGGUUUAAAGUUUCCAAUCCCUUUGUUUUCCUUGUAAGUCAAUGUGUUAAACUCGGCUGAAACGUCUGUAUUUGAAAUGAGUGCAUGUUUACAGUGCCAUCAGGAGCUUUUUAAUGUUUGGUGUGGGGAUUUUCGUGUUUCUUAUCGACAUUUAAAUAAAAGUUUCCCCAGAAAUCCA
Messenger RNA from Xiphophorus hellerii (green swordtail), 2035 nucleotides. RefSeq names its product mitochondrial calcium uptake 2 (gene micu2). Gene Ontology annotation, molecular function: calcium ion binding. The record is from RefSeq and is a predicted model, not a curated record. Gene Ontology annotation, cellular component: uniplex complex. The coding region runs from base 60 to 1322 and encodes 420 amino acids. Gene Ontology annotation, biological process: calcium import into the mitochondrion; mitochondrial calcium ion homeostasis. The transcript has 12 exons. Lineage: Eukaryota; Metazoa; Chordata; Actinopteri; Cyprinodontiformes; Poeciliidae.